UACACACUAGCUUUUAUUGGAUACUUUGUUUCCACCACAGGACACUAUGCUCAUGGGGUGUUUUGCCUGAAGUAAAAGAUAAGGUAGAAAAAAGGGUUAAGUAAAAUGUGGGACUGAGGUCAGUGGGUACAAGCAGGUAAGCAGUGAAGGUCAGGUCUGGGGUUCUAGCUAGUGACAUUAACUCCCUCUUGCAUCUUAGGUACCAUUGUGACCUCUGCCUAUGGCCACUCAGUAACUAUGGUAUUUAUUGCAGGGGUUGCUGACAUUCAGGGAUGUGGCCAUAGAAUUCUCUCAGGAGGAGUGGGGCUGCCUGAGCCACAGUCAGAAGGAACUGUACAGGGAUGUGAUGUUAGAGAACUAUGGACACCUUCUCUUCUUGGGUCUUGUUUUGUCAAAGCCAGACCUGGUCAUCUUUUUGGAACAAAAGGAGCUCUGGGAUGUGAAGAGAAAUCACACAGUAGCCUCACACCCAGCUGUAUCUUCACACGAUACCCAGAGCCUCUUUCCAAAGAUGUGCAUAGGAACUAUUUUCGAAAGAGUAUCAGUGGAUAAAUAUAAACAUAGUGCCCUUGAGAAUGGACACUUAGUGAUAGAGUGGAACAGUGUUGGGGAGAGACAAGGGCAUCAAAGAUCUCAUGAAACACAUAUGCAAAUAGAGACAACUGCCCAUUAUAAGAAUCUCACUGCCCAAAACAGUGAAGGAUAUAAAACAUUUUGGAACCCCCCCCUCUCUAACACUGUUACUUCUGCAAGGCAGUGUGUUUCUAUAAUCAAAGGCUCAAAUCAAGCGGUCCAACAGACAUAUUUGCAGGACAAAAAUUUGGAGAAUCUGGAAAGUGACCUAGCCCAUGCUGAAAAUACUUCUUUGCACCAUUUUGACAAUAGGAGUGUAUUACCCUUUCAGUCAAAUAUUUCUGAAAGUCAGAGAUUGAAAAAGGAAGACAAAAAUGGUAAGUGGUAUCCAUUUGAGGGGUCCUUCCCUGAGCAGUCGACCUUACAACAAAACCACAGCAUUUUCAAUGAGAACAGAAUUGCUCAUUGCAGUGAAUCUGAGAAAAUACUGAACCAGGAUUCAAAUGUUAAUGAAUAUCUACGGACUCCUUUGCCAGGGAACCAUUGUGACUGUACUAAAUGUAGGGAAGUCUUUUAUCAAAGCUCAAACCUUAUUAGACAGAAGAGAAUACAUUUGGGAGAGAAUCCUUCUGAAUAUACUGAGUGUGGGAAAAUUCUUAACCAGUCCUCCAAUGGUGGUGAUCAUCCGAGGAGUCCUGUGGGAAAAAGCCCGUACACAUGCAAUGAACCUGGGAACAUGUUUAGUCAGCCAUCAAGACUUAAUAUCAAUAAGACAAUCCAUAUUGGGAAGAAAGUUUACAUUUGUAAGGAAUGUGGCAAAGCCUUCAACUGGCACUCAACACUAAUUCUACAUCAGCAAAAGCAUACUGGACAGAGACCUUACAAAUGUGAAGAAUGUGGUAAAACUUAUAAGUACAGCUCAUCACUAAAUAAACAUAGGAUAAUCCAUACUGGAGAGAAAAUUUACAAAUGUCAAGAAUGUGGCAAGGCCUUUAACUGGCAGUCAGGCCUUAUUGGACAUCGGAAACUUCAUGCUGAGGAGAAACCUUACCAAUGUAAAGAAUGUGGCAAGGCCUUUAAAAGGUACUCAAGCCUUACUGUACAUCACAGAAUUCACACUGGAGAGAAACCUUACCAAUGUAAAGAAUGUGGCAAGGUCUUUACCCACCAGACAAGCAUUAUCAGACAUCACAGAAUCCAUACUGGAGAGAAACCUUACCAUUGUAAAGAAUGUGGCAAGGCCUUUACCCAGAAAUCAACCCUUUUUGUACAUCAGAGAAUUCAUACAGGAGAGAAACCUUACCAAUGUGAAAAAUGUGGCAAGGCCUUUAUCCAGAAAUCAACCCUUUUGGCACACCACAGAAUUCACACUGAAGAGAAACAUUACCCAUGUAAAGAAUGUGGCAAGGCCUUUAUUUGAGGUUAAGCUUCAUUAUACAUCAAAGAAUUCAUACUGGAAAAGAAACUUAAAAUGUAUAGAAUGUGGUAAAAUUUUUAGGACUGCUCAACCCUUACUCAGCAUCACAGAGUUUAGACUCGGGAGAAACAUACAAAGGGAAAGAAUGUGUCAAGCGUGUAGCUGGAACUCACAACUUGAUCAAUAUCAUUAUUUUCUUACAGAAUAGAAACCAUAAAAUAUAGAGAAAGUU
Messenger RNA from Leopardus geoffroyi (Geoffroy's cat), 2222 nucleotides. RefSeq names its product zinc finger protein 429-like. Bases 347 to 1993 code for a protein of 548 amino acids. NCBI's taxonomy places the organism in Eukaryota, Metazoa, Chordata, Mammalia, Carnivora, Felidae. Gene Ontology annotation, biological process: regulation of transcription by RNA polymerase II. The transcript has 3 exons. The record is from RefSeq and is a predicted model, not a curated record. Gene Ontology annotation, molecular function: RNA polymerase II cis-regulatory region sequence-specific DNA binding; DNA-binding transcription factor activity.